Molecule: messenger RNA, 1581 nt
Organism: Aspergillus aculeatus ATCC 16872
Lineage: Eukaryota; Fungi; Ascomycota; Eurotiomycetes; Eurotiales; Aspergillaceae
Exons: 5
Coding region: 315-1364 (349 amino acids)
Source: RefSeq, a predicted model, not a curated record
CUUGGGGGCCGGACAACAAGGCGGACAAUCAGGGCCCACUAUUGGUGCAUUGAGGGGGCCGAAGUCAGAGACGAAGUCAGAGACCCCGGUAAUCUGCACAUCAGACAAUGGAACAUGGGAAGACAAGGUAAGAUAGUAGGUAGGUGGACAUUCUGCACGUUUCCCCCCCCCAUCUUUUGCUUAUCCCCCCCUCCUCCUCUCUCAUCUCCUCUCUCUUUCUCUCCUCUUUGCAUUUUGUGGUCUCUUCAACUUUUGGUAAUUUCUGCGCCUUGGUCACCUUGGUCAUUUUGGUCGUCUUGACCACCACGACCACCAUGACCACUGCCUCGCUCAACCAGAGCGCCCAGAGCCAGACCCUGGGCGCCAUCAUCCCCUUUGCCGUCUUAUCCAUCAUCGCCGUUGUCCUCCGUUUGCUGGCCAAAUCUCUGACCCGGCUGCGAUUUGGCCUGGAUGACUAUUUGAUUAUUGUGGGAUUGGCUUGCUCGCUGGGUUGCUUCAGUCUUUCCACCAUCAUGGUUGCAUUGGGAUCAGGUCGUCACCUGGCGGUCGUUCCCACAGGGAACAUCCCCAAGUACCUCAAGUGCAUGUAUGCGUACCAGAUGAUCUACACCGCGACCAUCCUCUCCGUCAAACUGUCCAUCCUCACCUACUACGUCCGCAUCUUCCAAAUCCGCCCCUUCCGCAUCGCCGUCUAUGUCGUCGGCACUCUGGUCGUCGCCUGGGCCGUCAUUGUCUGGUUCAUUUCCAUUUUCUCCUGCCGGCCGCUGAACGGCUUCUGGGACAAGUCGGUGCCGGCCACCUGCGUCAGCAGCAAGGCAUUCUACGUCGGAAACGCGGUUCCCAACAUCUGCACCGAUGUGAUGAUCUUGAUCCUGCCCUUGCGAAUGGUCUGGGGGCUGCAGACCACUCGCAUCCAGAAGGUCACUCUGUCCGCUAUCUUUCUCCUGGGUGGCUUUGUGGUGGUAUGCAGUUGCAUUCGACUAUCGACGCAGUUCAAAGUCGAUGACCCGGAUUUCACCUGGGCCAUGAACGGCACCGUGAUCUGGACCUCGCUCGAGGUCUCCUUUGGCGUCAUAUCCGCCUGUCUGCCCACGAUGCGUCCAAUCGUCCGCUGGGCCAUGCGAAGACUCGACAUCUCGGACUCCGAGACCUCCAAAUCGUCCCAGCGCUAUUUUCCCUCCAACCACGUCACGACGCGUGGGUUCGAGACGCUGUCCGGGUCCGGAGGCGACGCCCAGACACAUCAAUUACACACCACCGCAGUGCGCAGUAAUAGUCGGACGGAGAGCAAUUUUGGCGAGGAGCUGUUGCUGGGGCAGAUCCAGGUUAAAAAUGAGGUCCGAUUCGAGGCCGAGUCGGUAUAGCGCCAGUGGAGUUGUAAUGGUUAUUCUGUAUAUUGUAGAUAUUUUGCAUUAUGUAUAGGCGAAGGGCGUUCUGGUCUGCUUUCUCAAUUGGCACCGCAGUCUGUUCACGCGUAAGCGGGAUUUUAGACUAUUCCGCCGGCGUUUCUGACGCCCUCAGCGGCUCUGUAGACCGUCCGCCCGGAGAGGCGUGUCAACCUGCAUACUAGCUAUAUUAAUG